CUCGAGACGUGUCCUGACGUGUUGUUCUCCUUCUCUCCCCGACAACUCCCCUACUCGCUCCCGCUCUCUCUCCACCACGCAUCAAAGCUAGAUAUCAUGCUUGAGGCUAGGCUCCAACAGGCGGUGCUGCUCAAGAAGGUCCUCGAGGCCGUGAAGGAGCUUGUGACCGAGGCGAAUUUCGACUGCAGCGAGGAUGGCAUUCGCCUUCAAGCAAUGGACAACUCGCACGUCGCUCUUUCUUCCGUCGAGCUGCGUACCGACGCCUUCACCCUCUUCAGAUGUGACCGCCCCAUGUCAAUCGGUGUCAAGCUCGACUCGCUUCAGAAGAUCGUGCGCACCGCGGGCAACGACGAUGUGGUCACGCUCAAGAAGGAUGAUGACGGAGACAAUCUCAACUUGGUGUUUGAGGCAAAGAACAGCGACCGAGUAGCCGAAUACGACAUGAAGCUUCUGGACAUCGACUCUGAGCACCUGGGCAUCCCUGACACGCAAUACGAGGCUGUGGUUCGUAUGUCCUCCGCUGAAUUCUCGCGCAUCUGCCGCGACCUCGGCACCUUGGGCGAAUCAGUCAAGAUCGAGGUCUCCAAGGAGGGAGUCAACUUCAGCACAGACGGCGAGAUCGGUAGCGCGAAGCUGACACUCAAGCAGGGUAGCGGGUCGGCUGCUGCACCGGUGGAUGAGGAUGAGGAUGAUGAUGAGGACAGCAAGGUCUCGAGCGGCAAGAGGAAGAGGAAAGCCGGAGGAAGUGGGGGUGGGGACGGAGAGACGAUCCCCGUCACCAUCGAGCUGCAGCAGGCCGUCAGUCUCACCUUCUCGCACAAGUACCUCAGCAACUUCUCCAAGGCAGGCAGCCUGACGGGCACCGUUGCGCUGCACAUGAGCAAUGAGGUGCCUCUCCUGGUCGAAUAUGGAUUCGAGGCGGGUCACGUGAGGUUCUACUUGGCUCCCAAGUUGUCGGAUGAUGACGACUAAGGUGAUCGCAGGAGGGGAAAGGACCGACGCGGCCGCAGUCUCUUCUACCUCGCCUUUUGCUCUGCCACAUGUACGCACAUACACCCAUGCUCGCAAUCGUCAUCAGCUUCUAGUCUCCCCGUUGC
Jaminaea rosea is the source of this 1097-nucleotide messenger RNA. RefSeq names its product putative proliferating cell nuclear antigen. The coding region runs from base 97 to 972 and encodes 291 amino acids. Lineage: Eukaryota; Fungi; Basidiomycota; Exobasidiomycetes; Microstromatales. The record is from RefSeq and is a predicted model, not a curated record. Gene Ontology annotation, molecular function: DNA binding; DNA polymerase processivity factor activity. Gene Ontology annotation, cellular component: PCNA complex. The transcript is spliced from 4 exons. Gene Ontology annotation, biological process: mismatch repair; leading strand elongation; regulation of DNA replication.